AAUGCGAACUUCGUCCAUUAGUCCCAGCACUUUUCGCGUGUUUGGUUAGAAGAUGCAGUUUUGAUUAGAUUAAAAAUUUUAAAUUAGAAUAAAUAAAAUAUUUAUUUCAUUUUUUAAAAACCUCAUUAGGACGAAUACGUUUUCAAUUAAGGAACAGCUUUCCACCUGGGAUUAGAUCCUGCAACAUGCUGAGUACGUCCCAACUGCUGUACAGCCUGUCGGCUGUCGUGUUUGCUGGUGUAUGGGCGGGGCCUACGCUGAACGUCGUCGACCUGAACACGCCCACUCUGCAGAAGUUGUACGGGACACAGAGGAACCGGAAGGAGUUCAAACUCUGCCGGAUAUUCAAGUGUCUGUACGUGGAGAUGGGUUGUGCCGACCUGCCCCUCAAGCAGGAUGACGAUUUGUGCCGGGGGAAGCUGUACGAGUCUCUCAAGAUGGCCGACAGCCGCACGUGUCCAUGGCGACCCUGUGAGGGGUACGACCAGCCUGAGCACCACUUCUGCCAGCCUGGACCCACCGAGUGUCCCGUGACCGACGUCCCCCACGGGCUGUGUGGGGAGGGGCAACGCUGCUGUUCCACCAAACCCGUUCGUUCACCCGACACGCCCGAAUUCGGCGCCACGUUCACCGGCACCCCCCUGACCACCAGCGCCCUAGUUUCGUCCUCCGCCAAGCCCGCAUCACCCUCACGGGCGCCGCCCCACCCACCGGCGCCCCACGAGAUAAUCAAUCCGUCCCUGCAACAGCCGUACGUCCGAGAGAGCACGCCCUACUGUGAGGACUCCAACUACCCCGGCAGGCGGUGUUUGCUGGGCGCCUUCUGCUCGUUUGACCCUGCGGAUAAGAUGGUGCCCAACCAUAUAUGCAACAACCCUGAAGAGAUUUGCUGCGAGUCGACUUUAUGAACCUAGCGCCUGGCUCAUCUGGUUAGCAAGAAGAUGGAGUGCGGUUUUUUCCAACCAUUUCAUGUGUGUGUUUAACGUUGCGAGAUUUAUUAGAAGGAAAACAUUUGCGCUGUAUAAUUUUAGGAUCCGGUCUGCGACACACAGACACACUGUGACACAAUUACAAACAAAUGCAAUCUUACGUACACGCAAACACACACAUAUCACACAUUCACACGAAAAGACAUACACACAUAGAUACACACACACAAAGAGACACUCACACAAACACACACAUACACACACGCACAAACACACAUAUUCACAGACACACGGGCGCAGACACACACAUAGAUACAUACAGACACACACACAAACACACACAUACACCAUACACAUACAAAGGGACGUAUAUGUAUCGAUAUAGAAGGGGGUCAUCCAUAGAUGACGUCACAUUCCAGGGCAGGGGUCGGACUAAUGAUGGCGUGUGAUGAGAGAUUCUAGGGAUAUACCGACGUGGGUGGAAGCAUUGACAUUUUUUAGACUGAAGGACCAUAACAUUGAGAGAAAAAACUUUUCUUUUGUUUUUAGUUCUAGUUAGUGGCGAGGGUGGGGUAGUGGUAGAACUUGCGUCUUCAUUUUAAGUGGGUGGGGUGGGUGAAAUCCUGCUAAUUAAGUCAAUCCUUAAAGGUCUUGAAACAUUUUUAAAAUAUUAAAAAAUGUGUUUUGCACUUUGUAAAAUGUGUAAAAUUUUUUUUGAUAAACAAAACAUAGCUCUGAUUUGUAUAUGUGUGCAUAUGUGUGUGCGGCGUUGUGUGGUAGGUAUAACACAAUAGUGUAGCUGUAAGAUAGGUAUUCUGUCGCUGGGAGUAAAUGCAACAAGACCAUUAGGAUACUUCCUCGAGAUUAUACGAUGCCGAAUGUUCAUAGAACAUUAUCGUGAUAUUAAAACCUG
Molecule: messenger RNA, 1842 nt
Organism: Physella acuta
Lineage: Eukaryota; Metazoa; Mollusca; Gastropoda; Physidae
Source: RefSeq, a predicted model, not a curated record